AUGGGGACUGUCUGGACCCAGCAGGGAUCCAGAGAAGAAUGGAGUUAUCGCAGGACCUUGCUGAGACGGGGACUGAUGAGUAUCCUGCUACUCAGUCUGAUACUGAUCUUUUCUGUGAUCCUGUUCUAUGUCUUCCGUAGCUGUGGACCCCGUCCCUGUGAGGAGCCUGUGUGUCUGGAGCUUGUGGGCGAGUUAUCUGACACACUGGAAAAUGCCAGUGCCCUGCCCUGCACGGACUUCUUCAGCUUUGCUUGUGGGAACUUGACAUCUGGGUGGGCCAAGGAGUCCAGAAACAUACUUCAAGUUCUAAAAGAGAAGAACCAGAACCGACUCCGGAGAAUAUUGGAAGCCUCAGUCCUCUGGCCUCCUGACUCUGCAGAAGAAAAGACUGUGAGGUUCUAUAAAGCCUGCAUGGAUAUAGAAGCCAUUGAUGCUUCAGGGGCAGAGCCCCUCACACAGGUCAUUGAGGAGCUGGGGGGCUGGCCUAUCUCAGGUAACUGGACACUUCCUGAUUUUAACCACACUUUGAAGCUGUUAAUGAGUGAGUAUGGCAGUUCCCCAUUCUUCAAAGCUUACCUGAGGCCUCAGCCAAGUCCUCCACACAUGCCUGUCAUUCAGAUUGACCAACCGGAGUUUCAGAUACCUUUUCGACCUAAUCAGAAGAACUACCCUGAGAUAUUAAGGGCAUACCUGUCAUACCUGCAGCAACUGGGAACCUUGCUGGGGGGAGACAAAAAUGUUGUGUUGGAGCAUGCCUCUGUAUCCAUAAGCAUAACUUCAAAUCUCCUUCUGGCUGCAAAGCCCCUGGAUCAGAGGAAGACAGAGGGCAAACUCUUCCAAGAGACCACCAUUACCCAGCUGCAGGAAAUGGCUCCUUCAAUUGACUGGCUGUCUUGUUUGCGGGCAAUCUUCCCCUCAAUAACCCUCAGUCCCUCUCAGCCCAUCAUGGUUCAUGAUUUGGAAUACAUAAGAGGCAUGUCCCAGGUGAUAGGACAGACACCAAAGGAUAAAUACAGAGACUACCUUCAAAGCCAUAUGAUCCUACGGCUGGUAUCAAUGCUCAUCCCUGCUUUAGACAGUGACUUCCAGAAUGCACAGAGGAAUCUGAGCCAGAAGCUUCAGGAACUGGCAGGACGGUCUCCCAUUACAUUCAGUAUCCCUAGAUGGAAGAGAUGCAUUGAGGAGACAGGGACCUUCUUUGAGCCCACACUGGGAGCAAUGUUUGUACAGGAAACCUUCAACCAUGGCAGCCAAGAUGCUGCCACUCAACUUUUCUCUGAGAUCAAAAAUGCCUUGAGCAGUCACCUGAAGAAGCUUCACUGGAUGGAUGAAGGAAGCCGGGGAGAAGUCCAAGCCAAGUUAUCUCAACUGAAGGUAGAAAUGGGGGCCCCAGAGGAGGUAUUGAAGCCUGAUCCAGCCAAACAAGACUAUCAGGAUAUCAAUUUUGGCCACAAUUUCCUUCAAACGUUCCUGAGUUGUUCCCGAGCACUCCAAGAGAGGACCAUUAGAGGCUCUCUGGGGCCUCCCUUCAGUCACAGUUGGAAGGUGUCCCCUUGGGAGGUUCAUGCCUAUUACUCCAUGUCUGAUAAUGUGGUUGUUUUCCCUGCCGGCCUCCUACAGCCUCCGUUCUUUUGUUCUGAUUACCCAAGUGCUGUGAACUUUGGAGCUGCAGGCAGUGUGAUGGCCCAUGAAUUAAUGCACAUCUUCAACCAGUACUUGGUCCCAGGGGGCUGCCCAGCCUGUGACAUCCCCACCCUGCAUGGGGAGCUGCUCUGCUUACAGCAAUACUAUGAAUCCUUCUCACUGCCAGCAGGGAGUACAUUCAAUAGCUCCCACACCCUUUUGGAGAAUGCUGCUGAUAUUGGUGCACUGGUUAUUGCAAUGCAGGCAUAUAAGAAAUGGCAACAGAAGCAUAAAGGGGAGACCACUCUGCCUAGCUUGGGUCUCAGCCCCAAUCAGCUCUUCUAUCGAAGCUAUGCCCAGGUUAUGUGUGGCAGUCCCAACAUUCAGGAUGCUCAAGACUUCUACAGCCCUCCUAUUCUUCGAGUCCACGGGCCCCUAAGUAAUACCCCAACCUUUGCCAGAUACUUCAACUGCCCAAGGGGUACCCCUAUGAACCCUGGUAGCCGCUGCCAACUCUGGUGA
Messenger RNA from Trichosurus vulpecula (common brushtail), 2145 nucleotides. It is a transcript of the gene KEL, whose product is annotated as Kell metallo-endopeptidase (Kell blood group). Bases 1 to 2145 code for a protein of 714 amino acids. The record is from RefSeq and is a predicted model, not a curated record. Gene Ontology annotation, cellular component: plasma membrane. The transcript is spliced from 18 exons. Gene Ontology annotation, molecular function: metalloendopeptidase activity. Gene Ontology annotation, biological process: protein processing. Lineage: Eukaryota; Metazoa; Chordata; Mammalia; Diprotodontia; Phalangeridae.